CAUUUCAUCAAUUUUGUUCCCCUACUUUUACACACACACACACACACACACACUUCAUUCAGAAUCAAAAUCAAAUUUCCUUAAAGCGUCAAACAAGUUUCAAAACUUCCCCUGAAAAUAAUAAUCCAAUUCCAAUUCCAAUUCCUGCACACAGUUCACACACUCAUCCCCAAAAACUUCCAUACCAGAAAUAUGGAUUAAUAAACUUACCCUUCCAUCUCCCUGUUCUGUAAUUUGACGACGAUCUUACACUUUCUUUCUGCGAUAUUUCUUCUUGUACCAAGCAGAAAAAUCGAAUGUUAUUAUCAGAUUUUCGUUGGCAUUGCGGCGAAUAUUUCUGAAACUCUUAAAACCGGGUUUCAAUUAGGGUUUUAUUUUCGAUUACUUGAUCAACUGUCUUUGUUUUGGUUGGGUUUUUUCUUAGUUUAUAUUUUUGUGGAUAGUAGGAAGUUCGGUAUUGAAAUUUCGUACAAUUAGUUCUGAAUACCAUCUUUUGUAUUUUCCCCAAGUAUAUAGUAUAUCUGUCAUAUAGUUGCCGCCUUUUCUUCACUUUCUCUUCCUCUUCAUUAGGGUUUGGUUUGGAUGCACACUGCACUAUAUUUUGGGGAAGAAAUUUGCAUUCCUGUGCUGUAAACUACAUCUUUUGUGGGUGGGUUUGAAGAAAGGUUGGCUUGUUAGUUUGAGUUUGGCAAGUAAAGAGAGAAAAAUAUUGCUUCUUUUGUAGUCUUAGUUGGGGUGUGGAAAAGGUACUAGUGUAUGGGAGAAAAUGAGGGAUGGGUUGAGCCGGGACCGCCAUUGCCUAAUGGGCUCUUGCCCGGGGCAGGUUCUGUUAUGCGGGCCCUCGAUACAGACCGAUGGGUGAAAGCAGAGGAGCGGACUGCGGAACUCAUUUCCUGCAUUCAGCCCAACCAACUGUCCAUCAUGAAGUGUUUCCCCUGCCAGGUCUGUACAUUUGGUUCCGUUCCCUUGAAGACUUAUCUACCUGAUGGAGACAUUGAUUUGACUGCUUUCAGUCACAACCAGAGUUUGAACGAUACAUGGGCUCAUCAGGUCCGAGAUAUGCUAGAGAGUGAGGAGAAAAAUGAAAAUGCUGAAUUUCAUGUGAAGGAGGUUCAGUAUAUUCAAGCAGAAGUGAAGAUAAUUAAAUGUCUUGUGGAAAAUAUUGUGGUGGACAUAUCUUUUAAUCAAGUUGGUGGCUUAUGUACUUUGUGCUUCCUUGAUGAGGUUGAUAAUUUGAUAAAUCAGAAUCAUCUGUUCAAGCGUAGUAUUAUAUUGAUCAAAGCAUGGUGCUACUAUGAAAGUCGUAUAUUGGGUGCUCAUCAUGGACUUAUAUCUACUUAUGCCCUGGAGACUCUAGUUCUUUACAUCUUUCAUGUGUUCAACAAUUCGUUUCAUGGACCACUUGAGGUCCUAUAUCGUUUUCUGGAGUUCUUCAGCAAUUUUGACUGGGACAAUUUUUGUGUUAGCUUAUGGGGACCUGUACGCAUUAGUUCCCUACCUGAUGUAACCGCGGAACCUCCGCGGAAGGAUAGUGGAGAAUUGCUACUCAGCAAGUUGUUUCUUGAUGCAUGUAGCUCUGUGUAUGCUGUUUUCCCUGGUGGCCAGGAAAAUAAUGGACAGCCAUUUGUCUCCAAACAUUUUAACGUAAUUGAUCCUUUACGUGUAAACAACAACCUUGGACGUAGUGUUAGUAAAGGUAAUUUUUUUCGAAUACGAAGUGCAUUUGCUUUUGGAGCCAAACGACUGGCAAGAUUGCUUGAGUGCCCAAAAGACAACUUGAUUUUUGAAGUUAAUCAGUUCUUUAUGAAUACAUGGGAAAGACAUGGAAGUGGUAAUCGACCUGAUGCACCCAGGCGUCGGUCAUGGCGCUUGAGAUUAUCAACUCCAGAUAGUCCUCAUGAAUUUGGGAAUUCUGAUAAUUGUACCAGUGGCAGAAAGGUCAAAGAAAACUCUUCUGCUCAUGGGAUGGAGGGUGAGGGUAUUCGCACCAGUGGUGUUUCCUCUCAACAUGGUAAAAGUUCAUCUAGAAUGAUGCCAAUUACAAGUGAACUGUCUACAGCUUCUAGCGCACACAGCUUAAAAAGCCAGUUCAAUGUGAACAGUUUGCGGGUCACUGAUCAAAUUGGAGGACAUACCUUCUCAAAUCAGGUUGUACUUAAUGAUAAGUUUCAGAGAGAUCUGAAAGAGGAUCAUCCGGUGAAUGACACCCAGGGACGUCUCCUUUUUGCCCGAACACGCUCCAGCCCUGAACUGACUGAUACCUAUAGUGAAUUCUCAUCUCAAGUACAACAUAACAGACAAGCAGAAACUGCUGAUGCUCAUGCUACUUAUUCUAGGCUGGAUUCUAGUAAUAGGAAGAAGCAUAACGGACCAGAAAGCUUGGUAAGCCACAGCAGUCCUCCUUCAGUUGGAGAUACUUCAUCUGUGAGGCAUGUUCCAUCCCAGAGAAGUCAUGAUGCUGCUGACACUUCGAAUAGCUACCACCGAGAUUUGGGCUUAGAUGCCUUGAGCGAAGAGUUCUCAACCUCCUCUGCAGCACAGUUGAUGCAACAGGAAGAGCAAGAUAUUGUAAACAUGAUGGCGUCUGCUUCACUUCAAGGGUUCAAUGGUCAAGUUCAUGUUCCAUUCAAUCUAACUUCAGGUCAUCUACCUUACUCUAUGCUGCCAUCCUUUCUUGCUUCAAUGGGAUACACUCAACGAAAUAUUCCGGGGAUUUUUCCUACAAAUAUUCCUCUGAUGGAUCCAUCAUUUUCACAUGUGCAAUUUCCUCAAGGUUUAGUUUCACCCCAAUUGAAUCAUUAUUUCCCUGGCAUUGGGCUGAACCCAACUGAAGAUUCAGUUGAGCGCAGCAAUGAAAACUUUGGUCCAUCGGAUAUGAACACCAGAGAAACUGAUCAUGAUUUCUGGCAGGAGCAAGAUGUCAGCUCCUCUAGCGGCUAUGACCCUGAGAAUGGAAAUUUUGACCGGCUCCAAUCUGAUCAGAAACCACCAAUAUCUUCUUCUGGUUUAAAAUAUGUUCCUCCGCAAUCUCGAGUAAGUGGCUCUAGCAGCGGUACAAGAGUUCAGCAGAAGCAUCUGAGUGAAAAAUGUGGUGCUGUGAGGGAAAAUAUUGAUCGUUUUCCAAUCCAGGAUAUUAGAAGUAGUGAGGUUAAUACAGAAGAAAGGUCAACCAGUUCAAGGUUCUCAUCAGCUACUCAAGGUAAUUCUUUGAGAAGUAGAACUUCUUCGGAGAGCUCCUGGGAUGCAUCAUCCAUAAAGGCGCCUAAAACUACUAAAGAAAAAAGGGAAAAGAAAAUAGUUUCUGGGGAUAUUGCUGCCAGCCAUGGGAAAGGCAAAAUUCUGUCUGAGCAUGUGUCUGAUGACACGGAUGAUGACGACCUGGACUGGAGUUCAUUGUUAAAUCUGGGUACUGAAAUCGUCAAGAUGCACCCUGGGUGUGAUUUAGUUGCUCCUUUGCAGGUCCCUAGGCACCAUAUGCCUAGCUUUGAAGUUGCUCAGACUAGUGGAUCAGAUCCAAUGAUCCCCUUGGCCCCAAUGUUCUUAGGCCCUGGUGCGAGGCAGAGAACGAAUGAUAACUCUGGGCUAGUUGCAUUCUAUCCAACUGGGCCACCAAUCCCAUUUUUAACAAUGCUUCCAGUGUAUAAUAUUCCACCUGAGCCUGGUGCUUCGGAUGCAUCAAGUGGCUAUUUUGCAGGUGAUGAGACCUUGGAUAACAGUGAGUCUGGGAUGAGUUUUAGUCCCAAGGAAUUUGAUCAGUCAGAGGAUGUAAAUCCCGUAAGUUCUUUAGGGGGCCCUACCAGUAUUGUGACAUCUGAAGAACAGAAGUCUGAUAUUCUUAAUAGUGACUUUGCUAGCCAUUGGCAAAACUUACAAUUUGGAAGGUUCUGUCAAAAUCCACGGUAUCAAGGACCUUUACUGCAUCCUUCACCUGUAAUGGUACCACCGGUUUAUCUUCAGGGCAGAUUUCCUUAUGAUAACCCUGGCAGACCACUUUCAACCAAUACAAAUCUAUUCUCUCAACUUAUGACGAGUUAUGGCCACCGUCUGGUUCCUGUUGCUCCCGUCCCAUCAGUUUCCAGUAGACAUCCUAAUAUGUAUACACGCUACAUGGAUGAUGUCCCAAGAUAUCGUAGUGGGACAGGAACUUACCUGCCUAAUCCUAAGGUUUCUGUAAGGGAGCGUCAUUCCUCUGGUAGCAGAAGGGGAAACUAUAACCAUGACAGAAAUGAUAGCUUCAGUGACAGAGAGGGGAGCUGGAAUGCUAAUUCAAAAUCACGGGCUGCUGCACGCAGUCACAGCCGCAGCCAAACUGAUAAACCAAACUCAAGAAUGGAUCGGUUCACUCAUAGUGAGAGUCGAUCUGACCGUUCGUGGAACUCAUACAGACACGACUCACUCUCUUCGUCCCGAUCUCAGAAUGGCCAGUUGCACUCAAAUUCUAGUCAAAAUGGUCCUCAGAGUGUGGCAUAUAGCAUGUAUCCUUUAGCAGCCACAAAUCACAAUGGAGUUUCUAAUGGUCCUUCUGUUCCGCCAGUUAUGAUGCUGUACCCAUUCGAUCAUAAUGCCACCUAUGGUUCUCGUAAUGAACAAUUGGAGUUUGGUUCUCUGGGUCCAGUCGGGUUUUCAGGUAUAAAUGACCAAUCACAAUUAAAUGAUGGUAUUCGAGCCAGGGCCUUUGAGGAACAUAGACUUCAUGGGAGCUAUGGGCACCUUUCUUCACCAGAUCGACCCUCUUCCCCUCAUCAUCAGAGGAGGGUUUGAUGAUCAUUCCAGCUCAGGCGUCCUAGAGAACAAUCAGUUGAAGGAGGAUGAUAUUCUCCUUUCUAAAGUUGUAGACUGAAAGUCAUGGCAGAUUUCGUUUCCCCUAACUUUGACAAGUGGUUAAUGAUGCAGCUGGGAUUGUAUGUUUGUCUUGUAGUUUUGCACAGUGGUCAUCAAUUAGCACAGUUUUUGUAUGUAGAUUAGCUAGCCGACAUAUGACCUCCAUCCACUCGAGGAGCCGGGAGGCAAAGGAAGGAGUAGUAGUUGCUCAGGUUUUUGCCUCUUUAGUGAUCUUUUCCUGUCAUAGGCCCUAACACAUUGUAAUCUCAUUGAAAUAGAUCAAGAGUUUCAGUUACUAAUUUUUUUUUUGGUUCCCCAUAAGUGGUGGUAGGAUUUUUGGAUUAUAAAAUCCCUUUGUAUUAGGUUCAACUUACACUUGGGCAGGAUGUUAACACUUAGAAAUAUGAAUGGCAAAGAUAAAUUUUGAUUGCCGUUUGCUAUGCGACUUUCUUAGUGCAGGUCA
Sesamum indicum (sesame) is the source of this 5284-nucleotide messenger RNA. RefSeq lists its product as uncharacterized. Lineage: Eukaryota; Viridiplantae; Streptophyta; Magnoliopsida; Lamiales; Pedaliaceae. The record is from RefSeq and is a predicted model, not a curated record.